AUGUCUUCGACGACCUUCAGCGGCGAUGAAACUGCUCCGUUCUUCGGCUUCCUUGGAGCCGCGGCUGCUCUCGUCUUUUCCUGUAUGGGUGCGGCUUAUGGGACAGCAAAGAGUGGUGUAGGUGUUGCAUCAAUGGGGGUGAUGAGGCCAGAGCUGGUGAUGAAGUCGAUUGUGCCUGUUGUCAUGGCUGGUGUUUUGGGUAUUUACGGUUUGAUUAUUGCCGUAAUUAUCAGCACUGGCAUUAACCCUAAAGCUAAAUCCUAUUAUCUUUUUGAUGGAUAUGCCCAUCUUUCUUCUGGCCUUGCUUGUGGUCUUGCCGGGCUUGCUGCUGGAAUGGCUAUUGGUAUCGUGGGGGAUGCUGGCGUUAGGGCUAACGCACAGCAGCCAAAGCUAUUUGUUGGCAUGAUCCUUAUUCUCAUUUUUGCUGAAGCUUUGGCGCUAUACGGACUUAUCGUUGGAAUUAUUCUGUCUUCACGAGCUGGCCAGUCAAGAGCUGACUAA
Molecule: messenger RNA, 501 nt
Organism: Striga hermonthica
Lineage: Eukaryota; Viridiplantae; Streptophyta; Magnoliopsida; Lamiales; Orobanchaceae
Source: the annotation of a GenBank genome assembly